Messenger RNA from Diaporthe batatas, 426 nucleotides. RefSeq lists its product as uncharacterized. NCBI's taxonomy places the organism in Eukaryota, Fungi, Ascomycota, Sordariomycetes, Diaporthales, Diaporthaceae. The transcript has a single exon. The record is from RefSeq and is a predicted model, not a curated record. The coding region runs from base 1 to 426 and encodes 141 amino acids.
AUGAACAUCUCCAAGAUCUUCCUCUGCCUCCUCGGGGCUGCCAGCACCGCAGCCGGGCUUGGCUGGGAUGACAAGGCCGAGCGGGCGACUUGCUGGAAUUCCGGCAUGGAGUUCUCACAGAUGCACGAUGAACACGACCAGCCCGGCAACAUCGAGGACGCCAUCAUCGACUACUGCGCCAACGCGCUGCCCAUGGGAGACUGGGACAGGGGCCACGUGGUCGCCCACUGCUACCCGUUCCCCAAGGACAACUCCGGGAACAGGGUCAACCUGGAGGUCAAGAACGAGGCGUACACCAAGCAGAGCCUGGCCGUCGACGAGUGCAUCUACGCCAUGAAGUACCUCUACCACGAGUGCUGGUGCGGCGGCGCCAACGACUACAACGGCUUCUUCUUCAAGAUCGACCCCAACGCGGGCAAGUGCUGA